AUGCCUAAACUAGACAAUUCUUUGAUAGAUAAUAAUGAGAAUAUGCUUCUCAGAGAUAAGAGAAACUAUAAUUGUGAUGACCAAAGAGAGGAUUACGACAGGUUAUUAAGUAUGUCAACCGAUGAGCAAAAAAGUGUCUACCUACAAAUAAUUGAUGCUGUGAAUCGAAACAAGGGAGGUAUGUUUUUUGUUCAUGGAUUUGGUGGUACUGGAAAAACAUUCUUGUGGAGUAUUCUUGGCGCUGAUAUUCGAUCUAGGGAUGGUAUUGUUCUUAAUGUUGCAUCAAGUGGUAUAGCUGCUUUACUUAUGGAAGGAGGUGAUUUUGGACAGAGUCUACCGGUUGUGCUAGAGGCUCGUAGAGUUGGGACAGUUUUAGCCUCUAUAAACUCAUCGUUGCUUUGGGAUAGUUGUAGAGUACUUCAGCUUACACAAAACAUGAGACUUUGUAGGGCAGUUAAUAGUCAAGAUGCGGAUGCUAUCUCUACGUUUUCAAAAUGGCUACUCGAUAUUGGGGAUGGAAAAAUCAACGAUCCUAACAAUAGAGAGGUCGAAAUAGAAAUACCCGCGGAUUUAUUAAUUAUGGGAUGUGACGAUCCUGUACAAGCAAUUGUUAUAAAGAUCUACGGUAAUUCGUUUGCAAGAAGGACCGCUGCAAAAAUCGUUUGUGAAAGAGCUAUUCUUAGUCCAAGAAAUGAUGACGCUGAUAAAAUAAUUCAAUCCCAACUUCCAGGGGAAGAGAGACAAUAUUUGAGUUCAGAUAGUAUUAAGACUUCCGAUAAAAGUGCUUACGACGAUAUGAUCUACACUCAGGAAUUCAUAAACAAUGUGGAAGACAAAAGAAGACAUGAGAGUGCCAAUAACAGUAAUGAAGUUGUCAUCACGAUGUUAAAUGGCAGGAAUGAAACUUUCAAGUGUCGUGCGAAAGACAACUACGUUUCUCAAUUCAUGUAUUCAUGGGAAUUAAAUGGUUGCCAUCUCAUAUAUAAAUCAGAACCUGGGUUUUGUGUAAUGCGUUUAUGA
Messenger RNA from Camelina sativa (false flax), 1020 nucleotides. RefSeq lists its product as uncharacterized. Gene Ontology annotation, biological process: telomere maintenance; DNA repair. NCBI's taxonomy places the organism in Eukaryota, Viridiplantae, Streptophyta, Magnoliopsida, Brassicales, Brassicaceae. Gene Ontology annotation, molecular function: DNA helicase activity. The record is from RefSeq and is a predicted model, not a curated record.